Messenger RNA from Cornus florida, 975 nucleotides. RefSeq names its product acyl-CoA-binding domain-containing protein 5-like. The coding region runs from base 259 to 975 and encodes 238 amino acids. Gene Ontology annotation, molecular function: protein binding. The transcript has 9 exons. NCBI's taxonomy places the organism in Eukaryota, Viridiplantae, Streptophyta, Magnoliopsida, Cornales, Cornaceae. The record is from RefSeq and is a predicted model, not a curated record.
AGAACGUACAGGUAAAUCAAUCGCGAGUUCAUUUUUCUGUCCGUUUCUCUUCAUUUUAGGGGGGAAAAAGUGAACUUGGAAGAAAUAAAUUCAUUUCAUCUCCACAUUAAACUUCGAAACGAGGGAAGGGUUCGAUCCCGAUCUCAGCCACAUUGUCUUCUGCUCUCUUUCUCUCUCUAUCACCUUCGCAGAUCCGAAUCUCAGAUAAUUGUUAAGCUCAAGAACUGAAAAAUUUCAGUGACCUCCACGAAAGAUUGUAUGGGCACAGAUAGUAGUGAUUGGCAUUUGGCACUAAACUAUGACCAGUGGGUAGCACUAUCUGUAUCUGGUCCACGACCCCCGGCUCGCUAUAAGCAUGCUGCAAGCUUGGUUGAUGAAAAACUUUACAUCACUGGUGGAAGUCGUAACGGACGGUACCUAUCUGAUGUUCAGGUUUUUGAUCUUAGAAAUUUGGCAUGGUCUACUCUAAAACUGAACAUGGAACCAAAAGCUGAUAAAACUACUGAUGGUAGUUCCCUGGAAGUUCUUCCAGCCUCUUCAGGCCACAGAAUGAUUAAGUGGAAAAACAAACUUCUUCUUCUUGGUGGUCAUUCAAAGGAUAAUUUUGACAGCUUGAAAGUGCGAUUCAUUGAUUUGGAAUCAUACCACUGCGGUGUUAUGGAGACCUCUGGAAAAGUUCCGGUGGCUCGCGGUGGCCAGUCUGUAACACUGGUCGGCUCUAAAAUAAUAAUGUUUGGUGGAGAAGACAGUCAGAGGCGACUGCUGAAUGAUGUCCAUGUUCUUGAUCUGGAGACAAUGAUUUGGUGUGCGUUGGAGACGGUGCAGACACCUCCAGUUCCCAGAUUUGAUCACAUAGCUGCUGUGCAUGCAGAACGCUACCUUUUAAUUUUUGGCGGUUGUUCUCAUUCAAUCUUUUUCAAUGAUCUUCAUGUACUGGACUUGCAGACUAUGGACUGGACCCAAAUGCUUGUUUAA